AUCAGUUUAAGCGACUCUUGAUUGUAACGGUAACGCAGUGAAUAUUUCACAAGUUGAUCAAUCUACUACCACCGUCAAACGUAUUUUUAUUGUUUAACAUAUUUGGCAACAGUGAGUUGAAAACAAUGGUCUCAUCGGGGUCAGUUUGGUGUUGGGCUCUUUUGACUUGCAUUUUAAUCUCUUUUUACAAUAUGUUGACGGCAUACGCUGAAAUAAGUUCGCCAUCGAGUUCCACGACGACGAACGUUUGGUUUAACCGUAUGGAUAAAUUGCCCCUGGAGCUGCGCGCAAACCUAAAAUCCGCAUGGGUCAAAGUCCCAAAGUAUAUCGACAAGGAAUCCACAUUUUCCAGAGAUUUUAGAAUGGAAACAAUUGAUGGAAAAGCCGUAGUUCCAAAAGGUGAGGAGAAAUUGCCAAAUGACUUGGACGGAGUUAUUGGGAAAGUGCCACCAGACGCUGUAUCUACUGUCAGAGAUAAAAAGGCGCCAAACCGUUCCAAGCAUUUUACUGCUGACAGCAAAAAGUCUGACAGUUCCUUUGAAGUUAAAGACGGUACAUUUGCUUCAAGUAACCGUACGAGGACAAAGCGAAGCACAUCAUUUGGCGAAUAUUCGGGCAGGAGUCAAAUUGGAGGUCCUGGUGACGCAUUUUCAGCCGAGAAGCUUGUGGAGCCUUUACAAGGCGUUUACAGUUCGAGGACAGAAUACCGACGAACUGGGGAGGACGCAAGAACUAGCUCGAGGCAAAGUGAGCCGCUUCUGGUUACCUCCACUUUCCCUCUGUCCGGAGACUCUGCGCACAACCAGGCAAUGGGGCACUGGGUUGGAGAAAACAGCAGCGUGAUCCUGACCUUGACGAAGCAGUAUGACUUUAACUUGGGUGCUUUCACUGAGAGUUCUCUGUGGAGAUCAGUGGACUAUGGGAGCACUUAUAUAAAACUGAAUAAAAAGGUUGGGUCAACCUUGGCUUGCCUAUACGUCUGCCCAACCAACAAGAGAAAGAUAAUGAUGCUUAGCGACCCAGAGCUGGAGCAAAGUGUACUCAUCAGCUCAGAUGAAGGUGCCAGCUUCGAGAAGUAUCCCAUUAACUUCUACAUGGACGGUCUGCUGUUUCAUCCAACUCAGGAAAACUGGCUGCUGGCUAGCAGUCCUGACAACAAGGUGUACAGCACAAUGGAUUUUGGAAGAAAAUGGCAGUUGGUUAGUGAGAAUGUGACUCCUGGCCGGUUCUUCUGGGCACAAACUGGGCUAGACAGAGAGGCAGAUGUGGUCCACAUGGAGACCCACAUCGCCAAAGGACGUGCUCAGUAUGUUAAGUGCAGAGCUCAACGAUGCACAGAAUCAAACAGACAAUACCUGUUCCCGGGAUACAUAGACAAAAAUUCUCUGGUUGUUCAGGACAACUAUGUGUUUGUUCAGGUUACCAAGUCAGGGCAGGCGAGUUACUUUGUGUCCUAUAUGAGGGAAUCAUUUAAGCGAAUUCAGCUACCCAAAUACUGUCUUCCUAAGGACAUGCACAUCAUCAGUACAAAUGAGAAGCAGGUGUUUUCUGCUGUACAGGAGUGGAACCAGAAUGACACCUACAGCCUGUAUAUCUCAGACUCUCCAGGUGUCUACUUCACUCUGUCUCUAGAGAACCUCCGGACCAGAAGAGAACCAGGCGGAAAUGUACUGGUCGACCUGUAUAAGGUAGAAGGAAUAAAUGGCAUAUUUCUAGCCAACAAAUUGGUGGGCCAUGAAGUGAAGACAUUCAUCACCUAUAACAAGGGUCAGACCUGGGCCCUGCUGCAAGCCCCCAACACUGAUGUGGCUGGAAACAGUCUGCACUGCAUCCUGCCAUUUUGUUCUCUGCAUCUCCACCUGGAUACGCCAGUGAACCCUUACCUGCCUGGACGCAUCUUUAGCAUGGACUCAGCACCUGGGAUCAUUGUAGCUACAGGCAACAUUGGUACAGAGCUGUCCUCCGCUAACCUUGGAAUGUUUAUAACAUCUGAUGCUGGAAAUAGCUGGAGACAGAUUUUUGAAGAAGAACUCGGUGUUUGGUUUCUUGACAAUGGAGGUGCUUUAGUUGCAGUUUCUUUAGUUGCAACAGUACCCAUCCGGCACGUAUGGGUAAGUCUGGACGAGGGUAAGAAAUGGGAUCGCCACAGUUUCUCUCUGGCUCCUUUGUUUCUGGAUGGAGUCCUCAUGCAGCCAGAGAAUCACAUCAUCACUUUCACUGGACACUUAAGCCGUGUUUCAGAAUGGCAGCUGAUAAAGAUUGACUACAAAGCCAUCUUUAGCAGGAGAUGCAUGGAUGGAGACUAUCAGACUUGGCACCUACAUAACAAGGGAGAGCCAUGUGUGAUGGGAGAGAAGCAGACCUUUAUGAAACGAAGGCCGGGUAACCGCUGUAUGCUGGCCCAGGACUACUCACGAGUCAUAUCCUCAGAACCAUGCAUCUGCAGGACAUAUGAUUUUGAAUGUGAUUAUGGGUAUGAACGUCAAGCCGAUGGAAAGUGUACCCCUGCUUUUUGGUUCAACCCAAGCACUGUGACAAGAAGCUGUAGCACUAGCCAUAACUACCUCAACAGCACAGGGUACAGAAAGGUUUUGUCCAAUAAUUGCAAAGAGGGAGGGAAGGAUGUGUACUCCCCCAGGAAAAAGCAUUGUUCCCCCAGGCCUCCCAGAGGCCUCAGACUGACUACCAGCCAGGGAGAGCUCACCGCCACCGUGGGCAGUAAUGUCACCUUCCUGGUGUAUCUGGACGAUGGAAACUCGUUGUGGACUUAUAUCCAACUAGACUUUGGGGACGGCAUCACUUUCAUGUACAACCUGAGCCGGAGAGGCGAUGGAAUCAAACACAGCUAUAGAGAAGAUGGGAUCUUCAGAGUGACAGCACAUGCAGAGAACAGCCAGGGUUAUGACAUUAGCUCCCUGUUCCUACACAUCACCAGCCCAGUGGAGCGUGUGUAUCUCUCAGCUCCUAUUGUUGCCAUCAGGAAGAAAGAAGCUAACCUAACGGCUGUGGUCUGGCCUGUCCACCACAGAACACUCACCUUCUUCUGGUGGUUUGAAAACAGCUCCGAGCCCUUAAUAACCUUGGAUGGAAGCAUCUCGUACACGUUUUGGAAGGAGGGCAUGAACAGGAUCAUGGUCCAAGUGUCUUCUGGGUGCAACAUACUGCAGGAUACCAAGGUCAUCAUUGUCAAAGAUUUCUUCAAAUCCCUGCUGUUAUCGUUCUCUCCGGCUUUGGACGAGCACAACCCUGACAUCCCGGAGUGGAGAGAGGACGUGGGCCGCGUGGUGAGGACAGCUGUAUCACAGGUUUCUGGAUUUCCAGAGGAACGGCUGUUAGUAUCGUUGUUUCCAGGUGUUCCAACAACAGCAGAACUAUUUAUCCUGCCUGAGACACAGUUGCCUGAACAUGGGAAGCGGAACAAAGAGGACUUAAUAUCAAACCUUGUUAUAAAUGCCCUGAACCACGGAUUGGUCCAGUUUGAGUUGAAAGCUGACACUCAAAUAAUUGUUUACAUCACACAGCUAACUUUGGCACCUCUGGUUUACUCAAACCCUAUUCACAGUAGCUCAGUCAUGCUGAUGUUGCUGUCUGUGGUGUUUGUUGGUUUAGCUGCGUUUUUCAUCUUCAAGUUGAAAAGGAAAAUCCCUUGGAUCCAUGUCCAGGCUGAGGAGAACCAGGAAAAGGAGCCGGAGAUGAUUGGCACGGUCGGGCAGAACAAUACCAUGUCCAAGAUGAAGCUCAGUGAGUUCCCCACAGAGAAGGAACUCAUGGAGAAAGAACUGAAGACCAGGAGCAGAGGAGAAUAUGGAAGAAAUGGGGAGAGAGUGAUCACAAGAGAAUUUCCUACUUGUACUAAUGUCUAAGAAAUUAUAUUAUGAGUACUGUAAGUACAGAUUGUGGUGUUUCAAUGUGCCAAUUUAAAAAAAUCUUUGUUUUCACCAUUUACUUUGGUCGCUGAGAACUGCUACUAAAUAUGUAUUUCACAAGACUUUAGAAAUCUACUAUAUAGCAGGAGAAUAUAUUAUUUUGUGUAUAUACAUUAUUUCAGUAUUGAAGAAUUGUAAUUUGACAUCUAUGGAUGUUGUAUUAGGCAUUAGAAAAUGCCAUUGUUGAACAAAUAUAUUGUGUUCUUAAGUGCCAGAUUGCAUUGCUAAUGAAUUAUUUAGCUCAACAUGAUUAUCUCACGGAUGUUCUCUUGAUAAUGACAACUGCAUCUAUUGUUCUAUUGCACAGGGGAGGUGGAAUGUAGGUAAUAAGACAAAAGGCACACUAUACUGAACAAAAAUAUAAAUGCAACAGUUUCAUAUCAAAUGUUAUUUGUCACAUGCGCCAAAUACAACAGGUGAAAUGCUUACUUACUACAAGCCCUUAACCAAUAAUGCAGUUCAAUAAAUACGGUACUUAUAAGGAAUUACAGUUCAUGUAAGGAAAUCAGUCAAUUGAAAAUAAUUCAUUAGGCCCUAAUAUGUGGAUUUCACAUGACUGGUCAGGGGUGCAGCCAUGGGUGGGCCUGGGAGGGCACAGGCCGACCCACUUGGCAGCCAGGCCCACCCACUGGGGAGCCAGGCCCAGCCCAUCAGAAUUCGUUUUCCCCCACAAAAGGGCUUUAUUCCAGACACUUCUCAGCACAGGUGAAGAUGCCGGAUGUGGAGGUCCUGUGCUGACGUGGUUACAGGUGAUCUGCAGAUGUGAGGCCGGUUGGACAGACUGCCAAAUUCUCUAAACAACGUUGGCGUUGGUAGAGAAAUGAACAUUACAUAAUCUGGCAACAGCUCUGGUGGACAUCCCUGCAGUCCGCGUGCCAAUUGCACGCUUCCUUUAAAACUUGAGACUGUGGCAUUGUUUUGUGUGAAAAACUGCACAUUUUAAAGUGGCCUUUUAUUGUCCCCAGCACAAGGUGCACCUACGUAACAAUCAUGCUGUUUAAUCGGCUUCUUGAUAUGCCACACCUGUCAGGUGGAUGGAUUAUCUCAAAGGAGAAAUGCUCACUAACAGGAAUAUAAACAAAUUUGUGCACAGAAUGUGAGAGAAAAAAACGCUUUUUGUGCAUAUGGAACAUUUCUGGGAUAUUUUAUUUCAGCCCAUGAAACAUGGGACCAAAACUUUAUAUGUUGUGUUUAUAUUUUUGUUCAGUGUACAAAUCAGUGUGGCUGCUUGCUAAACAAUCUCCGGACUACAGUUGAGGCUGUUAGGAUGUGUACAGGUUGAUACAAAACAUGUAGGCCUGCAUUUUUUCUUAAACUGAUCAUUCAAAAAGCUUGGUACAUUGAACAGAGUUUGUAUUAUUUAUUAGCCUACUGCUCAUUUUACAAUAAGUACAAUAAUAUUGUUCACCUUUUCUAGCAUGUCAUCAUUCACUUUUUAGCAGUAACAUGUAAGAUAAUACGAAGAAGUAAGCAAGUGUUGAUCAUGGUGAUUUUAAGAUUAGUCAAACUAUUAAACUGUUUCUAAAACAUUUGUCUGAUGGUCUUGUUGAACAUGUAGCAAACGUUGCUGUAGCGCAUGAGCUGUACUGUGUUGUUCAUUUAGCUGAGCUAAUAUUUUAGUUUUUACUUCACCAUUUCUUACUGUAAACAAAAUACAAUUUUCAAAUUGUUCAAAAUAAAUGUAUUUUUCUAUG
Molecule: messenger RNA, 5620 nt
Organism: Oncorhynchus masou masou (cherry salmon)
Lineage: Eukaryota; Metazoa; Chordata; Actinopteri; Salmoniformes; Salmonidae
Gene: sorcs3b
Product: sortilin related VPS10 domain containing receptor 3b
Exons: 27
Coding region: 126-3863 (1245 amino acids)
Cellular component (GO): membrane
Molecular function (GO): protein binding
Source: RefSeq, a predicted model, not a curated record